Messenger RNA from Neocloeon triangulifer, 1194 nucleotides. It is a transcript of the gene GatC, whose product is annotated as glutamyl-tRNA(Gln) amidotransferase subunit C, mitochondrial. Gene Ontology annotation, molecular function: glutaminyl-tRNA synthase (glutamine-hydrolyzing) activity. Gene Ontology annotation, cellular component: mitochondrion; glutamyl-tRNA(Gln) amidotransferase complex. The record is from RefSeq and is a predicted model, not a curated record. Lineage: Eukaryota; Metazoa; Arthropoda; Insecta; Ephemeroptera; Baetidae. Gene Ontology annotation, biological process: regulation of translational fidelity; mitochondrial translation; glutaminyl-tRNAGln biosynthesis via transamidation. The transcript is spliced from 6 exons. The coding region runs from base 50 to 478 and encodes 142 amino acids.
ACCAGGCGACGCGAAGUCGCGAAUUAUUUUUCACAGUAAACAAACCAGCAUGUUCGGUGUGCCGACGGCUUUCCGCGGCCUUCGGACACUUUCUGCAACACGACUUCUGCACAGGGCAAUCCCGCCGACACCCUACGACAUCUCGGUUGACACGUCCAAGCUGCCGAAGCCGACCAAGAUCGACAGAGAGACCAUCUUGCAGCUUGAGAGGGUCGCUCUGGUCGACUUCGCCACUGAGGAGGGCAUCCGAAGACUUGAGGCGGCCGUCCAGCUCGCGGACACCAUCGCAGCCGUUGAUACCAAGGGUGUCCAACCCCUGUACACAGUACUAGAGGACAGAUCGCUGUACCUUGAAAAGGACGAAGUAACGGACGGAAACUGUAAAAAAGAGGUGCUGGCCAACGCCUCCAAGACUGAAGAGGACUACUUUGUGGCGCCGCCUGGAAAUAUUCCGCUUGACCAGACUGACAAAAAAUAAUGCUGCGAUCCUUCCUCAAGUUACGCGUCCUUCAGGACCACAGAGUCCCGACUAUUAGAUUUUUCGCCACAAAACGCCCAGCUAGGAAAAAAAGCAACAAAAAUAAUGCGACCUCUGAAACUCCUCCUAAAAUUGUUUUCAACGCUGACGUGAAUGAUAAUUCAAGUGAUUUGAAGGACUUGGCAGUGUUUUUGUCCAGAUGCUUGGAAAGGGGUGGCGUUCCUGCCGAGCUCAACAGGGACUUCGGAGCAGCUCCUCUUCAAACUCAACAGGAAAAAUCUGAUCAAUCAGAUAUCAAAUACACAGUAACUCUGAAGCAAUCAACUCUGGUAGAUGGGAUUCUUGGGCUGAGGAACAAAACCACAACAAUUUCGGAGCAAGUCCACGUUUCAAUGCUUAAAGGAUACAUCUUGAAGCUCGUCAAGCCGCCUGAGUGACACUCUUAUAAGCACGCGUUGGGCUGACCAAUGGUUGCAAGUGCCGGGCAGAAUUCCAACACUGGCGAGCACACCUUAAUAGACAAGUACGUUUGGUACAAGUUGUAGACGCACAUAGUGACCGUGUAGUGCGGGAACAGCAUGAAAAUCCAGUCCAGAGUUGUGGCCACGUCUUCCAGUCCCAAUCCAGGUGUCUGCAUAAUCACCACAAUCAUAAAGGCGGCCACCCCUGAAAAAUUGUGCAGUUCAAACGAUUAAACGAACAAAAAAAUUAUUAAA